Megachile rotundata (alfalfa leafcutting bee) is the source of this 1430-nucleotide messenger RNA. RefSeq lists its product as uncharacterized. Gene Ontology annotation, molecular function: transmembrane transporter activity. The record is from RefSeq and is a predicted model, not a curated record. NCBI's taxonomy places the organism in Eukaryota, Metazoa, Arthropoda, Insecta, Hymenoptera, Megachilidae. Gene Ontology annotation, cellular component: membrane. Gene Ontology annotation, biological process: transmembrane transport.
CAAGCUCUCAAAAAUUGAAGUAUAUUAAUAAAUAACUUAAUUGCAGGAUGGGGGCUGUACCAUUAUUUUGUCAUUGGAUUAUGUGGUAUGUGUAAAUUCGCAGACGCUUGUGUACUUCCGAUUAUUCUAAUCGCAGUUCCACUUUUGACGUGCGAUUUAAACUUAACUACUAAUCAAGCAACCGCUGCAUAUAUUACAUUAACGUUUGGUAGAUACAAAAUGUAUAUACGUUGUCUUAUUUCAAUGCCAAGAUAUUUAAUGCUAUUAAAUAUGUCUAGGAUAUUCAUAUAACACUAGCUAACAUUUAUUUCAUAAAUGAUUAAAGUUUAGAAGACUUUGUACUGUUUUAUAGUCAAUGUGAUAGCGCAUUUGAAAUUUUUAUUGUAAUAUUUUUCGGAAAAAUGAUUUAACAUUCUAAAUGGAACUGUUAAUUUUUCUUCACUCAAACUGAUUCUUUAGAACAUUUUGCAUAAAAAAGUAUAAGAGUAUAAUGUUAAACAAAUUCACAAUUACAUGUUGAUUUUUUUUUCAUUGUACUUUAAUACAUUUUUAUACAAAAUGUUUUAAAGAAUUGAUCUGUAUAAAACAUACAAUUCUAUUUAAAAAAUUGGAGAUCACCUUUCUGCAAGAAGUAUUGCAAAUAUAAAACACUUCCUGCUUUUUUAUUUUUUUCAACCAUAUAAAAUUUAUGAGAAAUGUUGGCUAGCAUGAACUUAAACAUCCUGCACAUGCACAUAACAUUCUUUAUUCUUUAAUACCCUAAUAAUUUAUUAAAAUUUUCUAUCACUGUAUUUCAAAUUCAUUAAUUUAGCAUACUUUAAAUAAAAUAGUACAUGAAAGUGAGAUUUGUAUAUAACUGAUACUGACUUUUGUUUAAAAAAUUUGCUUUAUGUUUUUAACAAUGAUUCAAGAUGCACAUUAUAGAAAUAUUACUUCGUCGAAAUAAAAUUUGUUACAUAGGUAUGGCUAUAGGAGCGUUUUUGUUCGGAUCAAUAAUUGAUGAGUAUGGACGAAAAAGAUCAAUUCAUAUAACCAUGCUUACUGUAUUCUGUUCUAUGACUACCUUGUCUUUUGCGCAAACUACUAUUUUAAUAAACUUGUCGCUGUUCGUGUUGGGAAUGGGAUUAGCCGGUAACAAUGUGGUUUUAAAAGUCUUUUUAAUUGAACUUUUGCCUAUGAAACAACGAGGUUCCAGCUUAGCUGUUCUGGACAUAUUUGGAGUCCUCGGUUACAUAUCGGCUUUGGGUAAACGUUAUAAACAGAAAUCCAAUAUAAGUUUGAAACAAUUUCAACUAAUUUAUAAUAAUUGCGUGAAUUUUUAUAAACGAAUGUUUCUUGUGAUUAAACGAAUGUUUAAUCACAAUUUAAAUUAACCAGUUAACUGUGGCGAUCUUUUUGCAAAGCACGCACUAGUGUGUGUCGCGAUAAUC